UUGUAUAUAUAACAUUGUAUAUAUAACAUUGUAUAUAUAACACCGACGACCUGCCAACCAUCAACUACAUCCCCUUCAAGAGCACACGCCCAGACCAGCGUAAAUAACGUAUCAAAAAUACAAACCGAAACCAAUUUGAAAUGUCCGACCAACAAGAGAUUUACGCUGCGUUCCCCAACGUCCCUCAGGCUCCUCCUGAUUCCAUCUUCCAAUUGACCGCUCGUUACGUCGCCGACAAGCACCCGAACAAGAUCAACCUGGGUGUCGGGGCAUACAGGACGGACGAGGGGAAACCUUGGGUAUUGCCCACCGUCAAGAAGGCUUCCAGGCAACUAGAAGAGAACCCCGAUAUCGACCAUGAAUACCUCCCUAUCACGGGUCUUCCUCAGUUUACCAAGGCCGCUCAGGGUUUGAUCUUUGGGAAACAGAACAAGGCUGUUGACGAGGGGAGGGUUAUUAGCGUCCAGACCUUGUCAGGUACUGGAGCCAACCACUUGGCCGCACUGUUCUUCGCCAAGUUUUACGAGUUCCCCACGGACAAGAAGGAGAUCUACAUUAGUAAUCCUACUUGGGCCAACCACAACGCCAUCAUCUCCAACGUCGGGGUUACGCCCGUCUCUUACAGGUAUUACAACAAGGAGACCAUCGCGCUCGAUUUCGAUGGGUACUUGGAGGACUUGCAAAAGGCCCCGGAGAGAUCGGUCAUCUUGGUUCAUGGGUGUGCCCAUAACCCUACCGGAGUCGACCCGACGGCCGAGCAGUGGGACAAGAUCCUCGACGUCUUUUUGCAAAAGAAGCACUACGCGUUCUUUGACUCGGCUUACCAAGGGUUCGCCACGGGAGAUCUCGAUCGGGAUGCCGGGUCGAUGAGGAAGUUUGCCGAGAAGAGGGUCCCGAUGUUGGUCUGCCAGUCGUUUGCCAAGAACGCCGGGUUGUACAACGAACGAGUCGGUGCUCUGCACGUCGUCGCGGCGGAUACCAAGGAGGCCGAGAGGGUCAAGUCCCAGUUGUCCGUCUUGCAGCGAAGCGAGAUCUCGAACCCUCCCGCUUACGGAGCUCAUAUCGUCUCCAUGAUCCUAACCAACCCGGAACUCUUCGAUUCGUGGAAGAACGACAUUACCACCAUGUCGGGUCGAAUCAUCGAGAUGAGGGAUGCCCUGUUUGACUUGCUCAAUGACAAGUUCAAGACGCCUCCCCCGCCCGGAAGGAAGGACUGGGGUCAUAUCAAGGAGCAGAUCGGCAUGUUCUCGUUCACCGGUCUCAACCCUGAUCAGACUAAGAAGCUCGUCGAGGAGCAUUCCGUCUACCUUACCGGGAACGGUCGGAUAUCGAUGGCCGGGUUGAACACCCACAACGUCGAGACCUUCGCCAAGGCCGUCGACGAGGUCGUCCGAAGUACCUCUGGUUCGGUCCCCGGUUCUGCCCUCUGAGAGGCUAGCUAGCGUCUUGUCCGUCAUCGUGGUCGUCUUGUAUAUAGCUUGUCGCUUGUCGUCGAUAUCGAGAAUGAAGAGUCAAUUGUCAAG
This is a messenger RNA of Filobasidium floriforme, 1523 nucleotides long. Its product is annotated as aspartate aminotransferase. Lineage: Eukaryota; Fungi; Basidiomycota; Tremellomycetes; Filobasidiales; Filobasidiaceae. Gene Ontology annotation, biological process: L-aspartate biosynthetic process. Bases 141 to 1430 code for a protein of 429 amino acids. The transcript has 12 exons. Gene Ontology annotation, molecular function: L-aspartate:2-oxoglutarate transaminase activity; pyridoxal phosphate binding. The record is from RefSeq and is a predicted model, not a curated record. Gene Ontology annotation, cellular component: cytosol.